Molecule: messenger RNA, 4447 nt
Organism: Pseudoliparis swirei
Lineage: Eukaryota; Metazoa; Chordata; Actinopteri; Perciformes; Liparidae
Product: calmin-like
Exons: 8
Coding region: 527-3316 (929 amino acids)
Biological process (GO): nuclear migration
Cellular component (GO): nuclear outer membrane; meiotic nuclear membrane microtubule tethering complex; cytoplasm
Molecular function (GO): actin filament binding
Source: RefSeq, a predicted model, not a curated record
GGAGCUGAUUACCAAUCAGCCAGCUGCUGAGGCCAAUUAGAGACCCCACACACCUCCACAGCUGCCACACACCUGAGCACCAGUAUUCAAGUCAAGUCUCAAGUCCUUGACCCAGUAUUCAAGUCUUAUUAUUGUAUAAUAAUAGAGUAACGUGGUCUUGUUGAUUCAACCACCUGGGAAGUGUUCUGAUAAAUGUGUAAAUGUGCUUCUAACACCGUAAGAAACCAGAUCUGAGCCUGUUGGGACUCACCGCUGGGCGUGUUGAGAUAUAAACACCUGCCUGAUGACACGGCGGCUCCGUGAUGUCGUGCAGGCUCUGAGUUCUGGGCGUUGCUCCUGGAGCCUGACGUCGGCUCUCUGACUUCCGGAAGCUGCUCCUGAGAACAUGACGUGACUGUUUUCAUUAACUGAUCUAGAAUCUCCAAAGUCUCUCAACCGGUUCACUGAACUGAGGGCUGUGAGGGCUUUGACCCUCAUGUCCUCAUUGUUGUCAUGGUAACCACGGUGUACAUCCCGGUCCCUCGGCAUGGACCGGUUUGUUGUCUGUUCAAAGACUCUUGAAUCAGAACCGAUGGGACAGUUUCUGACCCUUCGGCUAAACGGAAACAUGGCGAGUUCGAUCCUCCUCCCGUCGUUAUCUGGAGGUGAAGAUAAUCCAACUCCCGCCUCCCCUCAGAUUAAGGAGCUCACCGGGAACAUCCGGAGCCAGUUCCCCUCGUCCUCCAGCCUGUCGUCCAUCCCCACCGGCUCCGACGGCGACGCGCCCCGCGGCGGCACGCCGCCCGACGAGAAGCCGGCGGCGGCCAUGCGGGAGCACAGCAGGGCCAUCAAGAGGCUGCUGCAGUGGGUCCAGAAGAGAACACGCAGGUACAGCGUGGCGGUGCGUGACUUUGGGAAGAGCUGGACGAGUGGUCUGGCCUUCCUGGCGGUCAUCAAGUCCAUCGACCCCAGCCUGGUGGACAUGAGGAAGGCCCUGCUGAGGACCGCCAAGGAGAACCUGGAGGACGGCUUCCGGAUCGCCCACUUCAGCCUGGGCAUCCCCCGCCUCCUGGAGCCGGAGGAUGUGACCAUGAAUGCACCAGAUGAGCAGUCCAUCAUGACCUAUGUGUCACAGUUCCUGGCGCACUUUCCUGGCAUCGAGGAACCGGAGGGGCCCGUCCAGCCGGUCGAACGGAGCGUCUCCAUGGGCCGACUCAACCGCGACGGCGACUCCAACCCCAUGAGGGACAACAUCCACCGGAGCCGAGUGAAGGAGAGGGCCUUCAUGUUCCAGAGGCUCUGUACCCAACCGCCGCCCAAGAUCUUAAUCUCCUCCGUGUCAGAGGACCGCGGCGCCGCCUCACCGCCCUUCAGGCCGGCUGCCGCUCGCUCGUGGUCCAGCGUCGACAUCUUGGCGGACCCCGUCUCCGGCAGCGUGGUCCAAGAGCCCGAGGACCUGACCUCCUCGACCUCUGACUCCCUUCGAGCGUCCGGCACCCACUCGCCCACGGGCUCAUCGGCGCCCGAGUCCGUGAGCACCGAGUCGGUCAUCGGGGACUCGGCCAUCAGCUCACCGGACUCCUGGGGGGGGAGCGAGUUUGGGGCGGUGCCAGAGAGGUUUGGUGAGAGCCGAAGUGACGGUUCUCUGUGUGACAGCGGGGCGGCCUGGGAUGUGUACCGGGCCACGCCGGUGGAGGUCACGCCUCUGGAUGAAGGGUGUGUCCUCUCCACGGAGGAAAGAGCCGCCGAGGACGAGCAGCCGAUGACGGAGCCGUACCCCGAUGAAGGGAUUUACUCACUGAGCUCAUCGGAGAACACCCAGGAGAAGAGUCAACGGCAUUUUGAGAACAAGCAACCGGAAGUCGUGAAAGAGAAGGAGGCGAACCGAGAGGAGGACGACCAGGACACGGCGGUGGAGCCUCAACAGACCCCCCCGGUGGGACUGAGCAACGCGGGGGGGGAACAUCCGCAUGGAGCCGAUCCACCCGACCAGUUGCAACUCAAGCAAACCGCUGUUGAAGAGAGCGCGGGGGGCUUGGUUGGGGGGGCGGGGCAACAUGUCGGACACGCUGCCGGUCCGACUGAGCGUCAGAAUGAGGGAGGAGAUGCUGUAGAAACACACAAUAAAGUCGUUGAAGGAGUUCUCAGAGACGACCUUCAUGCUCCAGAAAGCUUGAGCUCAGAGACUCGAGCAAACACACGUCCAACCAACCAAGAAGCAGCUUCCGGAGCCGGUCUGGACCCCGGCCCCGGCAUCAGCAUUCCUCGGAUCGCUGUUUCAAGUGAGCCAGAAGAACCGGAUGAAGAGGGAAUAUGUGACCCAGAAAGACGAGAUGAUGCUGAUGAGGCGCAUCGGCCCGAGGGACCCGACACGGAUCUGGACUGCCCUCAAAAUCCACAUGAAUUAGACGGUGACUCCAAUGACAACGUAGAGCUGCCAUCCUGUCUGGGAUCAGAAGAUAAUAAACCAGCAGCGUCACAACAGAUGGGGGCCACAGAGAGAGGCCACAUGGCAGCAGCUGAAGGCCCCCUCCACACUGAGAAGGACUUGGCUCCUCAGACUUCGUCUCCACGCGCUACAUCUCAGCAGGAGAUAGGUCCGGACACAGCUCGCCCCCAGCAGAACCCUCUGGAGCCGGUCCACUCUGACUCCAAUGGCACGACGGGGCUUUGGGCCGACGCACCAGGCGGUGUGUCCGGAGACUUGGAUCAACGCCCCCCCUCAGAGGAGGCGGGCGGUGACCCCAUCGAGCCCAUGGAUCUGUUCUACCCCGACCAAGAGGAGCUCGCGUUGGGGGAGCCCCCGGAUACUGAAAUGCAGAGCUGGCCUUCGGUUCUGAGUGUCUCUGCUCUCCAGCCAGCGCCGGCUUCAGAGACCCAGCCCGACCAGACCCUCAGCCGGCCGGGCAAAGACUUCAGGAACGGACUGGAUCCCAUCCAAGAGAACGACGAGCAGGAAACUGACAGAGCUUCCAGAUCCCAGGAACCCGGGGAGAAGACGGGUGAAGGCAGUGAGGCCGAGCAGCCGAGCCCGGGCCGCGCCGGGGAGAACACAGAGCCUGUGAGGGCUGACGCUGAAGGGUCCGGCAGACCGGAUGAAAGCCAGAUCCCUCCGGUUCUCCGUCACAGAAAGGGGGCUCGCGUCACGGACCACCCGGACAAUCACACAUCCCCGACUGCAGCCACCAGAAGAGCCGACCACGGGGACUCUGAUGUCUGUGAGAGCUGGGAGCUCUAUGUGCUGCUGCUGCUGUGGCUGCUGCUCUACUGCUGCUGGCUGCUGCCUCAGAUGGACCUGAAGACGCUGCCCGGCCUGCUGCUGAACCUGGAGCCCUGAACACACACACACACACACAGCUCCACUGCCACUCCUCUUCCCUCUGCCCCACACUGACUGUCCUCCAGUCCCAGUGAAGGCGUUUGAAUAUGUGUAUUUCUUUACUAGAGCUUUGUUUUGAGCUUUUUGCUUCCUAGCGUUCGAUGUCUGUAAACUGUACGACGAAGUAUCAGGACCACUGCUCGGGAAAUAUGAACUCAUAUUAUGAGACUAAAAUUGUGAUUUUACAAGAUUAAAGUUCAUAACAUAUCAAGAACAAGUUUUUUAACUUACAGAAAAAAGUCACAAUAAAAGAAAAAUGUGAUUAUUGAAAAAUAUUUUCGUAUAAUUAAAUUUUUAACAUUAUUAUCUUAGUUAUAAUAUCUCCAAUAUCCAUUAUAUAUAUCCAGAACCAACAAUCUUGUAAAGUCGUGGCUUUGUUCUCCAAAUAUUGACCAUGGACUCACAACGUCGUGACUGAGUCUCUGAAGACACGAGGGCGCUCGCUGCCACUGUGAGGUGGAGGUGUGGACGGAGGCGUUAUGGAUGCACCGUCUGAAGAGGAAUGAAGUGAAGUGACCGUCCUGAAGAUGGGGGAGCGGUACCAGGACUGAUGGAGCGGAUUCUGAUCCGCUGCACUUUGUUUGAACGGAAUAAUACAAACUGCCAAAGAAAGUCACCAGGAACCCAGAGCUGGACGUCUGGUUGUCGACGCGGAGCUCGUCCAGCGUAACUCUUGGACUAAAGCGGCUCUAUAUUGUAUAAUCGUUGAGGCAGAAUAUGUAUUUGUAACAAUUUGUGUCUCUUUAUGGAUUUUUAAAACGGUUUUAUGACAAAAAAUGUGUGAUGUGCUCAUGCCUGUCAAUGAGAAGAGGACGCGUCACAGUGACAUGUACUGUGUGUUGUUGUGGAACUCGGUCGGUACUGACGGGUCCCUCUGGGUCGACAUCCAGCUCCUCCAGAGAGCACCUGCAUCACCUGGAGCGUGUGCGGUGUACCUGUUAUCCUCGUACACUCACCGGUUACUACACAACAAAUUACCGUCAGGAAAAGACGUCUUUCAAUCUGAGGAAUACCAUCAAGUACCUCAAAAUGUUUCCUUUUGUCCACCUACAUAAAAACAUCUAAAUGGCUCCAGAAGUUUAACACCAA